This is a messenger RNA of Arabis nemorensis, 2238 nucleotides long. NCBI's taxonomy places the organism in Eukaryota, Viridiplantae, Streptophyta, Magnoliopsida, Brassicales, Brassicaceae. The record is from the annotation of a GenBank genome assembly.
AUGGAGCAAAAAAGUUUCUUUCGAUUGAUUUUUCUCAUAGUAACGGCUUGUUUCAUCAUCUCUUUCACUUCCACUAACUUCUCUCACUCGCCGUCGUCCACGACGGUGCUUCUUGACUGCACCACCGACUCUUCCUCUUCACCUCUUUGUGCAUCUAGAAACUUUCUUUUCAACAAAAAACAACGACCCCUUCCUAAAAACGAUCCUAAGCCAAAACCCAAAAACCAUGACCACGUCUCCGACACACCAAACCACCCUCUUGACCCACUAACCGUCGUGGAGCUCAACAAAGUCCGAUCAAUCCUCUACUCUCACGCGCUAUUCACCUCCCGUGCGCCACACACGCUUAACUCAGUCGUCCUCGAAGAGCCGGACAAGGAUCUUGUCCAAAAGUGGGAAAAAGGAAACACUCUCCCUCCGAGAAAAGCUUCGGUCAUCGCACGUGUCGGUCUUGACACGCAUGUACUCACCGUUGACAUCUCUUCUGGUCAGGUCAAGUUAGAGGAUAGUCCGGUUCGCGUUUCGGGUUACCCUACGAUGACUCUAGAGGAGAUGAACCAAGUCACGUUGGCUCCGUUCUCAAACGCGGAUUUUAACCGUACGAUUAUCUCUCGUGGAGUUAAUCUAACGGAUGUGAAUUGUUUUCCUUUAUCUAGCGGUUGGUUUGGUAAAAAAGAAGAAAACAUAAGGGUUAUUAAAAGUCAGUGUUACUCAAAACAAGGUACGGUUAAUUUCUACAUGCGACCUAUCGAAGGUUUAACCAUUCUAAUAGAUUUAGAUACAAAACAAGUGAUCGAGAUAGUUGAUACCGGUCCGGCUAUACCAAUACCCGGUUCAACUAAUACCGAUUACCGGUUCGAAAACCUCGCGACGAACCCCGACAAAACCAGACGUCUCAACCCGAUAUCACUUGAGCAGCCACGUGGUCCAAGCUUUGUAAUCGAAGACAACCAUCUAGUGAAAUGGGCAAAUUGGGAAUUUCACUUGAAACCUGACCCGAGAGCAGGUGUGGUUUUAUCACGGGUCAGGGUACACGACCCGGACACGAGAGAGACACGUGAUGUGAUGUACAAAGGGUUUGUGUCGGAGCUUUUUGUUCCGUACAUGGAUCCAUCAGACGCGUGGUACUUCAAGACUUACAUGGAUGCUGGUGAGUAUGGGUUUGGGUUACAAGCCAUGCCGCUCGUACCGCUUAACGAUUGUCCACGAAACGCCGUUUAUAUGGACGGUGUUUUCGCGGCUGCGGACGGUACACCGUUCGUGAGAGAGAAUAUGGUUUGUGUGUUUGAGAGUUACGCCGGAGAUAUUGGGUGGCGUCACUCGGAAAGUCCCAUCACCGGUUUACCGAUAAGGGAAGCGAGACCAAAGGUGACGUUAGUGGUACGAAUGGCAGCUUCAGUAGGUAACUAUGAUUACAUCAUUGAUUACGAGUUCCAAACUGAUGGGCUUAUCAAAGCUAAGGUUGGACUUAGUGGAAUACUAAUGGUGAAAGGGACAACAUAUCAAAACAAGAACCAAGUCAAGAAAGACAAAUACGGUAAUGAAGAAGAUCUUCACGGCACGCUUCUGUCUGAAAAUGUAAUCGGAGUAAUUCACGAUCACUACGUCACUUUCUACCUUGACCUCGACGUCGAUGGCCCGGACAAUUCCUUUGUUAAAGUAAACCUCAAGCGGCAGGAGACCGAGCCAGGUGAAUCACCGAGGAAGAGUUAUAUGAAAACAGUUAGGAACGUUGCGAAAACCGAAAAAGACGGUCAGAUUAAGCUUAGUUUGUACGACCCAUCGGAGUUUCACAUCAUCAAUUCUAAUAAAACCACUAGGGUUGGUAACCCGACGGGUUACAAAGUCGUGCCUAGAGCAACGGCGGCUGCUUUGCUUGACCAUGAUGAUCCGCCGCAGAAGAGAGCGGCUUUUACCAAUAACCAAAUUUGGGUCACUCCAUACAAUAAGUCCGAGCAAUGGGCUGGUGGUUUGUUCACUUACCAAAGCCGUGGUGAUGAUACUCUUGCGGUUUGGUCCGACAGGGAUAGAGACAUAGAGAACAAGGAUAUAGUUGUGUGGUAUACACUUGGCUUCCAUCACGUUCCAUGUCAAGAAGAUUUUCCGAUAAUGCCCACGGUUUCUUCGAGUUUCGAUUUGAAACCCACAAAUUUCUUUGAACGCAAUCCGAUCCUUAGGGCGUCCCCAAACUUCGAACAUGACCUUCCGAUUUGUGGAGCUGAAUCUGUUUCAGCUUGA